This is a messenger RNA of Acomys russatus (golden spiny mouse), 3583 nucleotides long. It is a transcript of the gene Spag5, whose product is annotated as sperm associated antigen 5. Gene Ontology annotation, biological process: regulation of attachment of spindle microtubules to kinetochore; cell division. The coding region runs from base 85 to 3582 and encodes 1165 amino acids. The record is from RefSeq and is a predicted model, not a curated record. The transcript has 24 exons. NCBI's taxonomy places the organism in Eukaryota, Metazoa, Chordata, Mammalia, Rodentia, Muridae.
GCCAAUCAGGAGGCGCGUAUUGGGUUCAAAUAGAGGCGGCGGGUGAAUGUGGCAAUUUCGACUUGGUCUGAAAAGUGAUUGAAGAUGUGGAGGGUGAAAACACUGAAUCUAGGCUUGUCGCCUUCGCCCCAACCGGAAAAACCAGCCAUGGGAACUUCUCUCCGAGAACAAGCUAUGAGAACUCCUCUCCGAGAGCUUAAACUGCAGCCCGAGGUCCACACGGAUUCAGGGAAAGGACCCCCCGUGUUCUCCUCGCUGACCCCAUUCCUACGCAAGCUGGAGCUGAAGGAAAGGCACGACAAGUCAUCUCCAGUGGCUUUUAUCAACCCCGAGAACUCACCUCCAGUGGAUUUUAUCAAUACUGAGAACAGCUUCCUUUCAGAACAUUUCAGCCAUCCUUCAAAGCACAUAGACACUUGUCAGCAUGACUCAGAUCCAAUUCCUGAAAGCAGCUCUCCUCUCAGUACAUCUGAGAAGGCGGUGGAAGCAGUGGAUGACUUUGUAGGAGAACCAGUUGAUGAAAGUGUAGUUAAUACCAUGGUUCUUUUACCCUUCCCAUUGGAGCAGCCGCAAGACCUGAUGCUUGAGGCUCCCUUAGAUGCCGUAGGAGAGGCGGCACCUUGUAUGGAAGACAGCUCUGCAGAAGUUGUUGCUCUUAAGCCUGAGCAACCUACAUCUCAGGACCCUCCCUUAAGAAACAGUAACACUGAAGCACCUGAGGACCUAGAACCUUCUAAAAGUGUGAUGAAUUCCUCUGUGGCUUGGCUUUCUCCUUCAGCUAUCUUGAGCAAAAACCUCCCCGUUGAUCAUGUAGAUCCAGGGGAGGAAACUGUAGAGAGCAGAGUUAUACAGGAAACAGAAGAGAGCUUUCCCACACUCCCUGAGGUGGUUGGAUUGGGAGAGCAAGCACUUGGUGCAAGUGCAGAAGAUGUCCCAUCCUUCUCUCUGGCAUCAAGUCUGGUAGAAAUGGUACCCCAGGGAGCUCCAGGACCCACAAUAGAAGAUGCUGGUAGGACUCCUGGCUCAGAUGCAGAGGCUUGGAUGUCCCCAUUGGCCUGGCUAGAAAAAGGUGUGACUAUGUCGGUCAUGCUGCAAAAUCUGCGCCAGAGAUUAUCCUUUCCUCCUGUGGUUCAGGAUGCUGCCGUUGGCAACACACCCCUCUCUACUUGUUCUGUGGCAACUUCCUUUACUCCUCCAGUACCGCCGGAAGUCGGCUCCAAAGACAGUACUUCAGAGGCAGAGCGCCUCCUCUUGGGCUGUGGUCCUCCGGAUCUGACUGCCUUAUCCCGGCAUGACUUAGAAGCGAACCUGUUGAACUCCAUUGUCUUGCUGGAAGCUCUUUCUCACCAGCUACAAACCUGGAAGAGCCAGCUGACUGCCCCUUCCUGGGAAGCUCAAGACAGCAGCACUCAGACCGACAGCUCUCCUUGCAGGGUCACUAAGACACCUCAACACCUUCAGGACAGCAAGGAGGUUAAACAGGCCCUGCUGCAAGCCAGGGAUGUCAUGCACUCAUGGGUGCUAGUUUCUAGAGAACUGCUAUCCUUGCUUCACCUGUCCCUGGCACACAUGAAAGAAGACAGAAAUGCAGUGAGUCGAGAGUCUCGGCGUGCAGAAACCCUGGUUUCCUCCUGUUCUCAUGUACUGAAGAGACUGAAGGCAAAGCUCCAGAGCCUCAGAACAGAAAGGGAGGAGGCAAGACGCCGAGAGGAAAUGGCCCUGAAAGGGAAAGAUGCGGCAGAGGCAGUCCUGGAGGCUUUCCGUGCACAUGCUAGCCAGCGCAUCAACCGACUGGAACAGGAUUUGACAUCUAUGCAGGAGUUCAGAAGCCUUCUACAGGAGGCCCAGACCCAACUGAGAGGGCUUCACACAGAGCAAGAGGAGCUGACUCAGCAGGCAGUGAGUCUGACUUCUGCCUUGCAGCAGGACUGGACAUCCAUCCAGCUGGAUUAUAGGACAUGGGCAGCUUUGCUGGGUCGGUCUCAAGAACUCACCAAGAAACUCACAGCCAAGAGCCGGCAGGCCCUUCAUGAUCGGGAUGCUGCAGUUGAGGGGAAGAAGCAGGUUUCGAAGGAACUGGAACAAGUCUCUGCCUGUUUAGAGGACUGUAAAGGCCAAAUAGAACAACUGAAGAUGGAAAACAGUCGCCUUGUUGCAGAUCUCUCGGCUCAGCUGCAGAUCCUGACUAGCACAGACAGCCAACUAAAGGAACUACAGAGUCAGCAUUCCCAUUGUGUCCAGGACCUGGCCGUGAAGGAAGAGUUGCUGUGUCAACUUACCCAGAGCAACAAGGAGCAGGCUGCUCAAUGGCAAAAGGAAGAAAUGGAACUGAAACACACACAAGCAAAGCUGCAGCAUCAGCAGGCUGUGCUGGCUAAGGAGGUACAGGACCUAAAGGAGACCCUGGAGUUUGCAGAUCAAGAGAGUCAAGUUGUUCACCUAGAGCUGGGCCAGAUGGAGUGUCAGUUGAAAAGCACACUACAAGUGCUGCGGGAACGCAGCCUGCAGUGCGAGACCCUCAAGGACACUGUGGAGAGCCUCAAGGCUGAGCUGGCCAGCACCAUCACAGAGCAUGAGAAACAGGCCCAGGCGAAGACACACAAGCAGUCUCAAGAGCUGCAGCUGCUGACGGAGCAGCUGCAGAGUCUCACCCUCUUCUUAAAGGCAAAACUAAAGGACAACAGGGCUGAAUCAGAGAUUGUUCUGCCCAGCACAGCCUGUGCUCCAACCCAGGAACACCCUCUGCCUGAUGACUGUGCCAUUUCAGAACAGGUCCUGACAGCAGCAGCAGACAAAGCACCGGAACCAGCUCCUGUGCCGCUGCUUGGAAGUGCUAAGAGUGCUUUCACCCGGGUAGCCUCGGCAGCUUCCCUUCAGCCUGCAGAGACCCCAGACCUGGAGACGAGCCUGGCAGAAAUGAGGGCUAUGCUACAGGACCUUCGGAGUCUGUGCUCCCUGCUGCAAGAGUCUAAAGAAGAAGCCGUCGGGGUCCUGCAGAGAAAGAUCUGUGAACUGCAGACUAGACUACAGGCCCAAGAAGAAGAGCAUCAGGAAGCCCAGAAGGCAAAGGAUGCAGACAUGGAGAAGCUGAACCAGGCCUUGUGCUUGUGCUACAAAAAUGAAAAGGAGCUCCAGGAAGUGAUUCAGAAGCAGAAUGAGAAAAUCCUGGGGCAGAUAGACAAGAGUGGCGAGCUCAUAAGUCUCAGGGAGGAGGUGACCCAGCUCACACGUUUACUUCGGCAUGCGGAGACAGAGACUAAAGUGCUCCAGGAAGCCCUGGAAGGCCAGCUGGACGGCAGCUGUCAGCCGAUGGCCACUAGCUGGAUCCAGGAAAAAGUGUCUCUCUCACAGGAGGUGGACAAGCUGAGGGCCAUGUUCCUGGAGAUGAAAAAUGAGAACGCAAAGCUGGUAGCCAAGUAUCAGAGCCAUAGGACCAUCCUGGAGGAGAACCUUCGGCGAUCUGACACAGAGCUCAAGAAACUCGACGACACUAUUCAGCAUAUCUACAAGAUUCUACUGUCUGUCCCAGAGGUAGUGAAGAGCUGCAAGGAGCUACACGGAUUGCUAGACUUUCUGAGCUAAG